This is a messenger RNA of Penicillium diatomitis, 404 nucleotides long. It is a transcript of the gene S10a, whose product is annotated as 40S ribosomal protein uS10. Gene Ontology annotation, cellular component: ribosome; cytosolic small ribosomal subunit. Gene Ontology annotation, biological process: translation. Gene Ontology annotation, molecular function: structural constituent of ribosome; RNA binding. Lineage: Eukaryota; Fungi; Ascomycota; Eurotiomycetes; Eurotiales; Aspergillaceae. The coding region runs from base 21 to 371 and encodes 116 amino acids. The transcript is spliced from 3 exons. The record is from RefSeq and is a predicted model, not a curated record.
CAAAUCCAAAUCAACUCAAGAUGUCUUUCCAGAAGCCCGAGAAGGAGUUCGGCGAGGGCCCCAAGGUCCACAAGAUCCGCAUCACCCUCACCUCCCGCAAGGUUGCCUCCCUCGAGAAGGUCUGCCAGGAGCUGAUCGACCGUGCUCGCUCCAAGUCCCUGCAGGUCAAGGGCCCCGUCCGUCUGCCCACCAAGACCCUGACUAUCUCCACCCGUAAGACCCCCAACGGUGAAGGUUCCAAGACCUGGGACAAGUACGAGAUGCGCAUCCACAAGCGUCUCAUCGACCUCCUCGCCCCCACCGAGACCGUCAAGCAGAUCAUCAUCAACAUUGAGGCUGGUGUUGAGGUUGAGGUCACCAUUGCUGCUUAAAUGCACUAGUCCUGCAAUGGAGUCAGGGAGGGU